Messenger RNA from Acanthosepion pharaonis, 666 nucleotides. The record is from the annotation of a GenBank genome assembly. NCBI's taxonomy places the organism in Eukaryota, Metazoa, Mollusca, Cephalopoda, Sepiida, Sepiidae.
AUGCUUAUACCGUUUACUUUUACAUGCAACCUUGUAUUCAACCAUUAUCCUUCUUUCUUUCUUUUUAUACCCCACUCUCUUGAACGCUCCUCACUGUUCUUUCUUUUACCCUCUAUUGAUACAUUUUCCUUUCAUCUUUACAUCAUCUUCACUCAGCCUUCUCUUUCUUUAUUAACCUCUCUCUUAUACUUUCUUGCUUUUUUUCUUAUUUCUCUUACGAUCGGUUUCUUUUUAUUAAUUUCCUUUUUAUUUUCUCCCCUCUCUUACACAAGCUUCAGCUUUCUCUUUUAUUCUCUUUCUUUCUUACUUUUUCGUUUACUUCCCCCUCUCUUACACUAUCUUCAGCUUUCUUUUUCUUUCUACUCACUCUUUUACUCUCUUUUUCUACUUCUUUUCCUUCUUAUUUCAUUUUUUUCGUAUUUGUUGUUCUCAAUACCCAUCCUAUCUCUUUUAUUUUCUUUUUUAAAAUUUGACAUUAUUAAUCUCUUCUCUUCACCCUCUCUCAUUGUCUCUCGCAUAGACUUUUCUUCAACCACAUCCAUUGUCUCUCGCAUAGCCUCCUAUUCACUCUCUGUCACAAUGGUCUUCCCUUCAACCUCACUUAUUGUCUCUUUACUUUCUCUUUUUCUCUAUCAAUGUAUCUUGCAUAGUUUUCUUUUCAACUAA